AUGCCUCAGCCGCACAGAGAGCUCCUGAAUAUGGCGUCUCCUCGCCUCGAUCUGGCCUCCGGCCUGCCUAGCCCAGCAACGCCUGGCAGCCCCAGGUCUCCUUCGGGUCCCCUGUACGGGCCCUUUCCUCGCUCUCGUCGCUCCGUGGCUUCUCCGCGCUUCCGAGCUGCACGCGCCGGCGGCGCCGCGAGUUCGCCCCUGAAUUCCCCAAGUCCCAGGAACCAUGAGGAACUGCAGCGGGGAAGCCUGCAGACGGGGGCAGCUGACGCGCACGAUAUUUUAGCGGCCUCGAGAUGUUCGCUUCCGGCGCGACCUGGCCUUCUCCAUCUGCCCACCAAAGACGGCUCUAGCCCCCCGCCCGAGUCGCCGUCUUCCUGCGCGCUCGUACCCACCUGCUACCGCGCGAGCCCCCCCACAGGCACAACCGCAGUGGAGACCCUCCCUGCCGCUCUUUCUGCGUCUCCGGCGGCUUCCGCGCCUUCAGUUUCUGCUGCACGCGCCCAGCCCUCGUCGGCACUCGGCCCCGAUUCACUACGCACCGCCAGUCCCCACUCCUCAGCGCAGUCAGGGGGCGGCAGGCCCGCGUCGUCGUUGCCGCCCCUGGUGGGCUCUCGGCCGCCGUCUGCUGUCCGCAGAGAGCCUUCCACGGGGGGGCAAAGGCGUCCUUCGACGCCCGCAGGCCGCGGGCCCUUUGGCGCGCAGGCCGCCCGCGUGAACCCCGGUUCAAACUGUCUCUCCGGCUCCCCGUGUGGAGGCGUGAGGCCAGGGACGGCUGGGGGGGCGCUGCCCCGCGCCCAAGGCGGUGCAGCUCUGCCAUCCUGCCUCCAGGCGGCGAGUCCUCAUCGCAGACAAGCAACCCCGCAGGGUGCGCCACUGGCCGCGCGCGUCAUUCGGAUAGAGCAGGGAAGACGCGUGGUGCAGUUCGACGCCUCGACGACCGCGGCGCCGCGCCUCCCCGAGGGGCCGGCGGCAACCUUGCGAGGCCCGCCUGCCGCACUUCCGGCGUCUGCCGUGGACUCCAGCGUCUCCGGGAAUUUCACACUGUCUACAGGAAUGGAGACAGCGGAUGUGUCUGGCGGCGCGGGACGGUUGGCUGCCCACGACGCGGCAGCAGAGAGAGGCGGAGCUGAGGCGGCCUUGGAGAACUCGUCCCUCUCGCCUGAGCCAAGCCUGGGGCAGUCUGCUGGGGCCUGUGGCGCGUGGCCCGCUCUGGCGGGUGGGCGACCUCUGGAGGACCCGAGUCGGGAGGGAGACGACGAUUCCGCGACCUCGCAAACUGGCGACGAUGGCAGUCUUGUCGCGCAGGCGCUUCGCAGCGCAGCUAUCUUCGGCGCCCUCUCCGAGAAUGCCCUUUACUUCAAACCCGCUUACCGGAUCCGGCGUGCUUCGUCGCCUGCGACGCGAGUUCCGCAGCCGGCGAGGAGGCUCCAGCUUGCGUCGAGCUAUUCCCGAGCCCCAGCGAAGGCUGGCGCUUCCUCCUCUUCGUGUCUCGCAUUCUAUACUCCGUCCUCGGCCUCUCCCUCAACCGCCUCAGCGGCCGCGCUGCUCGGCUCGGCGGUGCGUCAUCUGCCGCUGGAGGGCGCGAAUCGAAUCGGCUUAUGUUUGUCGUCUUCCACUCGCGCGCCUGCGGCGUCGCCUGCCGCUCGCGCGAGGCCAUCGCCUCGGAGUCGCGAGUUGACGUCCUCCGCCCUGGGGGCGGCAGGGUCGGGGCGCGCGCGCCAGCGUCCGCGGGGGGGCGGCCCGCCCCCGAAGGCACAUGGCGUCGCGGGGUCGGCGACCCCGGGGACCCGGGGGCCCGCGGGCAUCGGCGGAGGCUCGGGAUCGGCCGCGGAGCGGCUACGAGUCCCCACGUAUUUCCCGACGCUCUGCGGAAUUUUCCUGGAGGGCCGGCGGCGUGCACGUUCGGAGAGCAGCCGCGCGCAGACUAGCGCAGCUGCGGCGGCUGUGGCGGCUACGGCGGAUAAUCGGAGCGACGCCGAGGCACCCUCUGGAGAGGCGGCGGCUGGCGGGGGGCGAACCUUCAAAGGCAAGCCCGUCGCCUCGCCCAGCCAAGAGGAACGCCCCACGACAGAGACCGAGCUGUCAACUGCGUCGGUCUCCACGGUCGGCGAGCAGCUACUCCUGCGGGCGGAGGGCCUCGUGGGCGCCGACGGCCAGGCGCAGGCUCCGCGGAGCGAGAACUCGCCGGAGGAGGCGCUGAAGCACGUGGCGACUGGCGAGGACGCGAUCGCGUUUUUCUCGCGUUACGGCGCGACGACUAGCACCACGUUUCUCUACUGCAACCGGAAGAAGGCUGCGGAGGACGAAGCAGAUCAGUACAGCCUCGUAGUGGUGCCUGAGAAGGAGAUCGAACCCGAGCACUUCACCAUCUCGGCGACGGGGAUCGUGCACAUUUGCCCGGGGCGGCCGUCGGAGUACAUGACUCUCUCUGAUUUUUCCCACCAGGCGUUUGCGUUCUCGGUGCUGCGCUCGAUGCUUUUUUUCAAGACGUUCCUGCAGAGGAAACUGAUUUCGUCGUGGCGCGAUAACGUGCGCCGCCUGACCUACCGGCGGCAGCGCGCGAAGCUGACUCGCCGACUUUUCUUCGCGAAGCCGGUCUUCGUCGAGCACUUGUUCGAAGUCCUCGGGAUCCUGGCCCGCCUGCGCAGCGUCACCUUGAUCCAGGUCCCCCCCGCUAGCCAGCUGCAGGACUUGAGCACCUUUUGCGCGCUGCAGAGCGCGACGCGCUCGGACGUGAAGACCGGCUCGGCGAAGGCGAUCGAGGCGCUCCAGCAUCUGGUUCACAAGUCGCUCCAGCGGCUCCUCUCUCGGCUCCACGAAGCGACGCUGCUUCCCGAUGACGACCCGCUUGAGGUCGCCGCCAGCAGCCGAAGCAAGAGCAUGGUGCAGGAGCUCCAGGAGGCUCGCGAGCGCGCGCGGCUGCUGCGCCUAGCCUUUUCGGACGAGGCGCGCUUCGGCGACUUCGUGCGCCUCGUGGACACCGCUGUGGCUGUGCGGCUCGUCGACGCAGUCACUGCGGCCGCCCUCGGCCUGCGCGAGCGCCUCGGCGAGGCGAAUGCGUGCAGCAAGUUGUUCCGUGUCCAGGUUCACUUCGGCCGGUCGCCAGGCGUCGAGUUCUCGCCGAGCCUCGACCAGUUCCAGGGCGCCCUCCGCGAGCUGUGGGAGGGUGCAGUCAACAUAGUGGGUGGCGUGCCGUUUUUCGCGUCGAGUCGGCUCUACGAGGACUUUGUGAAGCUCGGCGACAGGCACCCGGUAGACCGGCUUUUGGAGAGCGCCACGGCGUUUCUCCGCAUAAAGGACGACGUGGAGCGGCGCCUGACGCGAGACUUUGAACGUGCGCGGCGGUACGCGGACGCGUACUUUGCGGUCUACCGGCAGAUCCACGACUACGGGCAGGCCUGGGACGAGGCGGCGUUUUGCGCGGGGAUUCGCUCGCACGACGAACUGAGCGACGAGAUGGAGUCGAUGAAGGACUUCCAGGCGCGCCUCGAGAAGCUUAACCCGACGCACGUCGUUGGGCUCUUCUCCAUUCAAGCGCAGAGCUUGAAGAGCGCGCUGGCGCCGAUCGCCGAGAACGCGCUGGCGGCCCUGAAGCGGCUGCUGCUGCAGCGCACCCGCGAGCACCUGCGGGAGACUGUGGUCCGGUACGAGCAGACCAACGCGGCGCUGGACGACCGCCCGGCGAAGCUGCUGCCCUUCGCCGAGUUCGUGAAGACCUACAAGUACACGCGGCGGCAGAUCGACGACUUGGACCACGCCAGGGCGACCGCCGACGACAUGUUUGCGCUGCUGAAGCAGUACCAAGUCCGCGUGGCGGUCGAAGACACGAUUCUCCUCGAGAACCUCAACGCGCAGGCGCUGCUCUUCGAGAAGGAGAAACUGCUGGGCGCCGCGGAACACAUCCGCCGGCACAUGGACGAGAUGCUCGCCGACUUGAAGCAGAAGAGCGACCAGGUCGAGAGGGAGAUGAAGGCGGUCGCCAGCGACCUCUCCGAAGAGCAGUUUCUGAACGUGAAGCGCAUAGAGGCGGCGCUCGCCGUUCUCGAGUCGCUCCACAAGUAUGACCGGCGCAUCCAGGCCCUCGACGCCAAGGCCGCAGCCCUGCAGCAGACCCAGCAGCUGCUCAACCCCGAGGGCGCCUUCGUCUUUAAAAACACCGAGGCGGCGAAGAAACUCGUUAAACCCAAGCUAAAGCUCUGGGCCUGCGCCUACGAGUGGGAGACGUCUACGACGCAGUGGAGUGCGGAAGACGUCUCCGAGCUGAACGGCGAGGAAGUUCAGGCGCGGGUCAAGCACUUCGCGAACACGCUGCAGCAACUCGAGCGCGAGCUGCAGAGCAACGACGCCGUCGUUGAGACUCUCCAGCAGCGCGUCCAGCUCUGGCGGCAGCGGCUGCCGACGAUCAUUGCGCUGAACAACCCCGCCCUGAAGCCGCGACACUGGGAGAAGAUCUUUGCGCUUCUGCGGCUCGAGGGCGGCCUGCGAGACCGCCGACCGACACUGAAGGAGCUGGAGGAAGGCGGCGUGUUUGAGGAGGCGGACGCAGUUGCGGAGAUCUCCUCGUGCGCCUCGGCGGAGCUCGCCCUCGAGGCCACGCUGACGAAGGUCCGCGGCGCGCUGGAGCAGCUCGAGUUCGCGACCAAGUCCCUGGGUGAGAAUCAGGACUGCUUCAUCGUCGACGACGUGAGCGACGUCUCCGCGCAGCUCGAGGAGCUGGCGGUUUCGGUGCAGUCGAUGCUCUUCUCGCCGUACGUCGCGGCGCUGCGUUCGGAAGUCGACGCCUGGCGGGCGAAGCUGGCGCUGACGCUGCGCGUGCUGCGCGAGAUGGUGGUCUUCCAGCGCGCGUGGAUUUCCUUCGAGGGUGUCUUCGCGCAGGGCGACCUCGACCGCGUGCUGCCGAGCGAAGCAGCGGCCUUCAAACAGAUGAAUGCCUUCUGGGCGCGAACCAUGCGCCGCCUGCGGACAGAGACGGCGAACGUCGUCGAAACGGCCACGGCACCCGGCUUCCUCGAGGCGCUGCAGCAGUUCAACCUCGUGAUCGAGCGCAUGCAGCAGAGCAUGGAGGCCUACCUGGAGACCAAGCGCCGGCUCUUUCCGCGCUUCUACUUUCUCGCAAACGAAGAGCUUCUCUGCGUCCUCGCCGCCCGCUCGCCAGAGGCCAUGCAGACCCACGUCCCCAAGUGCUUCGACGGCAUCCAGCGCGUCGUCUUCUCCGCUGCAGGCAGCGCGCGGCCGCCGCCCCUGCGGUCGGGCGGGUCGCUCCAGCUGAGCCCGCGAGCGUCCGCCGCCUUCGCGCCCCGCUUCCGGCGCACGAGCGACGUAGCCCGCGCUCGCUUUGGGCUCCUGGGGGCGGGCGACCGCCCCGCGCGCCCGCCUCCGCAGCUCGAUCCGGACCUCUUGGGCCCUGAGGACGCGGGCAAAGAGGAGACAGAGGAGGGCGACGAGGAGGGCAGCGCCGCUGCACCGGCGUCGCGUUCUUCCGCGGCCGUGUCGUUCCUGGGUCAGACGGCGGAGGGUGGCGCCCGGCUGAUGGUCGCGAGCGGGCUGCUUUCGUCCGCCGGAGAAUUCGUUCAGUUUCCUGAGUUCGCCGCGCCGUCUCGGAGCCCCGAGCGCUUCUUUCGGCAGGUCGAGCAGAGCAUGCAGGUCGCUUUGUACUCGCAGCUGCAAGAGGCAAUGCAGCAGUACCCCGCCGCGCUCCCGCCGGCGAAAGAGUCGCCCGUCUCGCGCGCCUCAGGGAAUCCGUUCGAGGGGCUUGCCCACGCAGAGGGGGAUUGCGUGCGAGGCAGCGUCGACGCGAAGCGCGCGAGCUCGCUGGGCGCCGGGACCGCAGACAAGAAUUACUUGAAGUGGCUGCGGGCGCACCCGGCGCAGUGCGUGGCGCUCGUCGAGUCGCUGUUCUUCACGGCCCAGGUGGAGAGAGCGCUGGACAGAGACAAGACCGAGUACGAGGAGCGGGCGCGGAACAGCGAAGAGGCCGCGCUGGCGGACGCCAGUCGCGGCGUCGAGCGCCGCCCCAGCGAUGCUGCAGGGAGGCGAGGCGUGCGCCGCCCAGAGAAUGUCGCUGCGUGUCGAGCCGCAGUCGAAUGCAACAUAAGCAGACUCGUCUCCUUUCGGAGGCGGAAGGCGCUGCCGCUGAAGAGGGCUCAGGUCGAGGCUUUGAUCGUGGAGCUGCUCCAUCGCAGAGACGUGGUAGUCAGCCUCGAGGAAGCCAAAUGCGCGUCCGCGGCGGACUUCUGCUGGCAGCGACACAUGCGCGCCUACUGGGACGCCGACGCGCAGGACUGCUUCAUCCUUCACCACGACAUGGCCUUCCAGUACGCUUACGAGUUCCUGGGCAACGCAAGUCGCUUGGUUUCCACGCCGUUGACUGAAAAGUGUUUCUUGACGCUCACCAGCGCUCUUCGCCUCGCGUACGGUGGAGCGCUCAGCGGACCUGCGGGCACGGGCAAGAGCGAGACAAUAAAGGAUCUAGCGAAGAUUCUUGGCCUUCCGUGCGUCGUCUUCAAUUGCUCGCGGGAGCUGGACUUCCGAAUGAUGGCGCGGCUCUUCAGCGGCUUUGCGCAGGCGGGCACGUGGGGCUGUCUCGACGAGUUUAACCGCAUCGAUGUCGAGGUGCUCUCCGUCGUCGCGCAGCAAAUUAAAAAAAUUCAGACUGCGCUGCGAGCCCACCUGGAGGUCUUCGAGUUCGAGGGCGAGGAGAUUCCGCUUGACGCCAGAUACGGUAUUUUCGUUUCGAUAAAUCCAGGCUACGCUGGGAGAGCGGAGCUGCCUGAAAACCUCAAGUCGCUCUUCCGACCCGUGGCGAUGGUCACGCCCGACCUCGCGCGCAUCGCAGAAGUGACGCUUUUCGCCAGCGGCUUUCGCACUGCUGGCACGCUGGCGAGGAAGAUGGCGGCGCUCUUUGAGGCCGCGGAGAAGCAGCUGAGCUCGCGGCCGCACUACGACUUUGGCAUGCGAGCCGUCAAAACCGUCCUCAUGCGAGCAGCUUCGCUGAAGGAAGAGCAGCCCGACACGUCCGACGAGGACUACCUGCUGGCCUCGGCGGUUGCGGCUGUUCACCUGCCCAGGCUGAGCGAGAGCGACGCGCUGCUCUUUCACGCGCUGCUCGCAGACGCCUUCUCGGAGUGCGUAGUCAGACUCUCGCCGCCUCUCGAUGUGAAGAAGGCCGUCGGCGCCGAGCUUCGUCGACGCGAACUCCACAGUAGCGACGCCCUCGUAAACAAAAUGCUUCAGCUCUACGAGACACAGGCUGUGCGGACAGGAGUGAUAGUGGUGGGUGAUCCCGGUACGGGGAAAUCGACUUGCAUCUCAGUGUUGGCUGCGGCGCUGACGGAGCUCGCUCGCGGGUCGUCCGCAGCAUUAGAGAGCGAAGAGAGCGGCUCGUUGCGCGAGGAGAACGCGUCUCCGUUCGCCAACGGCGGCCUGGAGGCGGCGACGACUGUGCUGCGCGUCAACCCGAAGGCCCUCGAGCUCGCGGCGCUCUUCGGCCGCCACAACCCAGCGACGAAGGAGUGGAAGGAAGGCAUCGUUGGCCUGGAAGUCCUCAGGGCUGCGCACGAGGCGGGGCGGCGCUGGCUGGUCUUCGACGGCCCCCUGGAUGCCGCCUGGGCUGAGAACUUGAACUCCGCCCUCGACGAAACCCGCGUCCUCUGCCUCGCGAACGGCGAGCGCAUGAAGGUUCCGCGUUCUCUAAAUUUCAUCUUCGAAGUCGACAAUCUGGCGAAUGCGUCGCCGGCAACCGUGAGCAGGAGCGGCGUCGUCUUCCUCGAGGACCGCGAGUGGCGCACAGUCGAGGCGGUGGUCGCCUCGUGGCGCAAGCGCCUCGAGCGCGACUGUCCACUGCUCGCCAGCUCGCUGCCUCGCGGGACUCUGGAAAUCUGCAAGGACGCGCUCGCCUUCAUCCGGAGCGAGUGCACGGAGGUCGUGGGCGCGCUCGACGUUGCGCGUGUCUCGACGGUGUGCGGCCUCACGUCGGCUUGGCUGGCGGACGGCGAGACCUUCUCCGGCGCCGAUCACCAGCGCGAGGCGCUGCUGGCGCCGAUGUGUUGGUCGUUGGCGAUGGUGUGGGGUCUGGGGGGCGGUCUCUCCGAGGCGUCGCGCGCCAAGUUCGCGCGCUUCCUCCGCCCACGGCUGCAAGCGAAGUGCCCUGAGAUCGGCGACGUCGACGACGACUUGUUCUCCCUGGCAGUUCACCGCGAAAGCCUCAGCUUCGUCUCCCUCCGCGCGCUUCUGCUGCAGAGGCCGCCGGGCGACCCAGACCGACGCAGCGAAGCGACAAACCCCGACGGCGACGACGUGCGCGAGGGUGAAGACGCGGACUCUGACGAGGACGAAGGCGACGCUUCGAUUUGUCUCAGAGGCACCUCCAACAACGCCCACAAGCAGGGGGAGGGGAGGCGAAAAGGCGCAGCCGCUCGCGGAGCAAGCAGAUCGACGGGACGAGAGAGAGAAAAGAGGAAGACAAAAGGAGAAGAAGGCGCCGACCACGAAGGCGGAGACUGCGCACAGAGUGUCCACGCCAUCUUCGUCCCGACAGAACAAACCAUGGCGCACGAAAUGCUACUCAGCCAAAUGCUCACAAGCGGCAUGCACUGUUUUCUCUGCGGCGAGACAGGCUCGGGGAAGACGGUGAGCGUCGCGGCGUACCUGCGCGGUCUUCCGGCGGACGUGAGUCGGCGUAGUCUGCGCUUCGUCUCACGGACGCCCUGUCGAGCGCUGCAAGGCCUCUUGGAGUCCAGCCUCGUGCGGCGACGGCGGCUGUCCCUGGGGCCAGGUGCCGACCAGACGCGCCUCGUACUACAUCUCGACGACGUCAACAUGCCUGCGCCCGACGUGAGCGGCGCCCAGAGGCCGCUCGAGUUCCUGCGACAUCUCAUCGACUGCGGCGGCUUCCACGACACGGAGAGCCUGAACUUCAAGGCCGUGGAAGACACGAGCUUCAUCCUGGUCGCCGCGCCACCCCACGGCGGGCGCCCCAGAGUCACGCAGCGGUUGCUUCGCCUGACGGCGACGCUGUGGCACGGCGGUUGGGCGCUCGAGUCUCUCGAGCUCGUCUUCGGCACGCUCCUUCGCGAAGGCAUCUCGCGCGCGCUGGGGACACUCGUCGGCGAGGCGAUGCAGGCAAAACUGGCAACAGCCACUCUCGAGACGUUUGCGAAUCUGCCCGCGCUCCUGCGCCCGACGCCGCAGACGCCGCACUACACUUGGGACCUGCGGAGUCUCGCGAACCUGAUCCAGGGCCUGCUGCAGGCGAAACCCGAGACGACCCCUGACGAAACGACUGUCGUGCGACUCUGGCGCCAUGAAGUUUGUCGAAGCUUCGCAGACGGGCUCACGUGUUUGGCAGACCGCAGCCGUCUUCAAGCUUUUCUCAAAGAGCAGGCGUCGCUUCACUUCGGCCUCGACUUCGCGGCGGUUAUCGCGGAUGAGGAAGACUUUAUCUUCACGAGGCUUGCGAACGGCGAGACCUUGACGGGCCCCUACAGGCUGGUCGCCAGCGACGCCAGCGGACUCGAAGACGCCUGCGCGAGAGCGCUGGAGGAAUACCAACUCAGCGCGCCGCUCUCCGCGCACGCGAAGCCGAUUCAGAAUUUCGUUUUCUUCGCCGACGCUCGCCGGCACUUCCUCAGACUCUGCCGCAUCCUCUCCCUCCCCCACGGCAACGCGCUUCUCCUCGGAGUCGAGGGCUCGGGCCGCCAGAGUCUGGUGCACAUCGCCGCGAGCGCCCUCGACGCGCCGCUGCACACGAUCGACGUGACGCGGCAGUACGGGCCUGCCGAGUUUCGCGAAGACUUGAAGAGCCUGAUUCAGCGCAUCGCCGCCGACAAGAAGCCCGUAGUCUUCCUCCUCGCCGACGCCCAGAUCCGCAGCGAAGAGUUCCUCGAGGACCUCGUCAGCCUCAUGGCCGCAGGCGAAAUUCCCGAGUUAUUUGACGCCGACGAGCGCGGACAGCUGACGCGCGCGGGUCGCCUGACGGGGCGGGAGGCGGCGUCUGCGACUGCGGCUCCGUUGGCGGCUUGCGGACUCGCAGAAGACACACUCGAGCCUGCAGGGUCUGUCUCGCUCUCCUUCGGGCACUCCGUCGCGGCCGCCGCCGGCCUUCCGCGGGUUUGCAAGCCCGAGGACGCCCACCGCGCCUGGGAGCGCCUCGCGCAGACCGUCCGCGAGCGCCUUCACGUAGUCGUCGCGAUCUCGCCAGUUGGACAGACGUUCAGGUCUCGCUGUCGCCAGCUCCCCAGCCUCCGCAGCUGCAUGACCGUCGACUUCAUCGACGCGUGGCCCCCUGAGGCUCUCCGCGGCGUCGCCUCGCACUUCCUCCUUGCGCAGCCCGCGGCCGUCCCCGCAGACACCGUCGCAACGCACAGCAGACUCUGCGCGGAGUUCCACGCGACGGCUGCAGCCGCCGCUGCGCCGUUCUUCCUCGAGGCUGGGCGGCGCGUAUACGUCACCGCCAGCGCGUACCUGGAGUUCAUUCAGGCGUAUCUUUACCUUGUUUCCACGCAGAUGGCCGGCUUCCAGGAGAAGAUGGAGCGGUAUCGCCGCGGCAUUUCGCGCCUCGAGGAGACGACGAAACUCGUCGAGCGACUGAAGUGCGAGCUGCUCAAGUCACAACCGGUCCUCGAGAAGGCUACGAGAGACACGCAGGAUCUCAGGGCCGCCCUCGAGCGAGACAGGAAGAAGGCGGACGCAGUUGUGCAGGCCUGCGCGGUAGAGAGUCUGGCGGCGAACGCAGCGCGGGGAGAGGCGCAGGCGCUGAAGGACGAGUGCGAGCGCGAGAUCAGCCGGGUGCUCCCCGAGCUGAUGGAGGCGCUGGGCGCGCUCGACGCGCUGGACAAACGAGACCUGCAGGAGCUCAAGUCUUUCGUCAGUCCGCCGGCGCUGGUGGAAACGGUGCUUCAGGCCGUCUGCCUGCUGACGAACCGCAAGCAGACGUGGGAAGAAGCCAAGAAGCUCCUGAACGAAACCACGCUCCUUGCGCAGCUCCGCGACUUCGACAAAGACCACAUCCCCCCGCGCCUCCUCGCUCAGGUCCACAAGCUAACCUCGCUGCCCAACUUUACUCCCGAGAAAGUCAACCAAGUCUCCAAGGCCGCAACCUCUCUCUGCAUGUGGGUCUGCGCCGUUGAAAAAUACGCGCAGGUUCAGCGCGAGAUGGAGCCGAAGAAGGAGCAGCUCGCGCUGGCGGAGGUCGCGCUUCGGGCAGCUGAAGAGAAGCACGCCGAGAAGCAGGCGGCGGUGGACGAAGUCGAGGCUAGCAUUCGCAAGCUGGAAGGCCAAAUAGAAGCUUCGCGUCAACGCGCGGAGGAGCUCCAAGAGCAGAUCGCUGAGACUCAGGUGCGCCUCGCGCGCGCGGAGAAACUCAUCCGCGGCGUCGCCACAGAGGCCGUCCGGUGGGCUGCCGAAGCAACGCAACUCGAAAAAAACUCGGAAACCCUUUCAGGAGACAUGCUCCUGGCGGCAGGCUUGGUCGCGUACGGGGGCCCAUUCACCAGCGCGUACCGCAAGGCCCUGACGGCGCAGUGGACGGCGCAGUGCCGCGCGGCGGCGGUCCGCGUGUCGGCAUCGUUCUCGCUCGUGGGCAGCCUCGCGUCGCAGGACGAGGUGCGCGAAAUGACUCUGGCUGGCCUACCUGGGAAUCAGCGAAGUCUGGAGAACGCGGUCAUUGCCACGCGCUGCCUCUGCCGCGGGCGCUGUCCGCUGCUCGUCGACCCGCAGGGGCAGGCGCAGAAGUGGCUGCGGCAGACGGCGGGCGCCGCGCCGCGCGCGCGGCUGGGCUCCAGCGCGACCCUGAUUGGCGCCCAGCCCCCCCAAGGGCGCAGCGAAGGCCUGGCUGCCGCCGCGGAGACCUCGCGAGAGAAGCCGGAGGAAGACCGAGAGUCGCCCGCACGCGCGGGGAUCGACGACGAAACGCUCAGCUGCAGCGGCGAGACCGACGCAGGCGCCGCGGAGGCACGCGCGGGCGCAGCUCUCCAAGCGCCUGCGCAGUCUCUGCGUUCCACUCCCCUUCGGCGCCUUUCGCCCCCGGCCUCGCACGGCUCCUCCGGCGUCUCCCCGCGCGAGGGCCUGCUCAGCGGCGGCCCAGCGACGCCGAGUCCAGCGCUGAUAAUAACGCCGUGCGAGGGGGGAGGCGAGCGAUCGAGUGCCCAUGGCCAAGAGGCUGCUCUAUGCGCCCAGAGAGAGGCCGCGCCGCCGCUGCUGGAGCUGAAGGCAGACGAACCCAAGUUCCUCCAGCAGCUCGUGGCGGCCGCCAGCGUCGGGACUCAAGUCCUCGUCGAGCUCCGCGACGACGUCCUGGAGCACGCCCUCGACGCCCUUCUUGUGAGUUCGACGCAAGCGGAGGGCUUGGCGCCGCCUCUGAUUUGCGUCGGCGACCAGCAGGUGCGCAGACACCGCGACUUUCGUCUCCUUUUCUUUACCUCCAACGCGAACCCCGCCUUCAGCCCGGCCGUCUUCGCGCGGGUCACAGUCAUCAACUUCGCAGUCACCUCUGCAGCCCUCGAAGAGCAAUUGCUGAUUGAAGUUGUGAGGCGCGAACGCCCUGAGCUGGAGGAUGAGCGCGACCGACUCGCGCGCGCGAUCGCCGAGGACGAACGCCAGAAACGCCUCAUCGAAGACCAAAUUCUAAAGCUCCUCGCUGGCGCGACUGGAAAUCUGCUUGCCCACGACACGCUCGUCGACACUCUGGCGGCCUCGCGGGCGACCUCGCAGGUGAUUGAGGCGAGGAUGCGCGAGGCGGUGGAGACCGCAGAGACUCUAGAGAAGGCUCGCGCGAACUUUCGCGGCGUCGCGGCUCGCGGCGCGCUACUCUUCGCAGUCGUCGAGUCGCUCGCUCGCCUGCAUGACAUGUACCGACACUCCCUUCCCUCCUUCCUCAAGAUCUUCAAGCAGAUCCUUUCGACAGAGCCCCAGAGCGGCGACGUCGCGCGGCGGGUAGCUUUGCUGCAGCGAGAGCUUACCCUGCAGGUGUUUCGGAAGACCUGUCGAGGCUUGUUUGAGCACCACAAGAUGUGUUUCGCCUUCCUCCUCGCUCUGGCGAUGGACGAGGCGAGCGGGGGCGCAUCGCCGGAGGAGGUCGAGUUCCUCACUCGUGGCGGCGAGGGACCCGCAUGCCCAGAAGACGCUGCGCUCGCGAAUGAAAAAAGCCAAAAACUCGCUUGGUUGUCGGAUCGGCGCUACCAGGCGCUGAAGGCCCUGGAGGGCACCAGCGGGGCCUUCGCAGGCCUCCUCGACGCGAUCGUCGCCGACUCAGAAGCCUGGCGCGAGCUCGUCAGCUCCGACGCAGACUUCGGCUCCGCGCUUCCCAACGGCUUCGACAAGAAACUCUCUCCCCUGCAGACUGUGCUUCUCGUGAAAGCGCUCAAGCCAGCGGAUCUCGUGGAGGCUUGUCGCGCCUACGUGCGGCGGCAGCUCGGCCCCGAGUUCGUUGGACCCCCACCGCGGUCGCUGGGCGAGGCUGUUCGAGACAGCAGCGCGGAGACGCCGCUGCUCUUCCUGCUCUCGCCGGGCGUCGACCCCACAGACGAGAUCAGACACCUCGCAGAAGCCUGGCUGCCGCCCCAGAGGCUCCGCCAGGUGUCUCUUGGCCAGGGACAGGCGCCGCGCGCCGAAGCUCUCGUUCAGGACGCCAGGCAAAAAGGCUACUGGGUGUGCCUGCAAAACUGUCAUUUGGCGCCGUCGUUCGCGCCCACGCUGCAGAGGCUCCACGAAGAAAUGCGUAGCUUUCCGGUGCAUCCCAACUUCCGCCUUUUCCUCACGUCCAUGCCCUCCGCCUCCUUCCCUGCCUCCGUGCUCAGCUCAGCCAUAACAAUCACCAGUGAAGCGCCCGCUGGCGUGAGGGCGAGUCUGCAGCGGACUUACAUGGCGCGCGAGGAGACAGUCGGCGGGGCCUUUGCAGCGGUCGCGGAGCGGCGGGACUUCCAGCGCGUGUUUUUCUGUCUGGCGCUCUUCCACGCCCUCGUCUUGGAGCGGAGAAAGUUUGGCGCACUCGGAUGGAACAACUUCUACGCGUGGACGUCGUGGGACGGCGCAAUCUCCCAGCUGCAGCUCGCGGGAUACGUCGGCGCCGUCGCCGGGGGUCAGGCGACGGAGAUUCCGUUUGAGGCGCUGACGCUCCUGACGGCGGAGAUCAACUACGGCGGGCGCGUGACGGAUGCAAUAGACCUGCGGACUCUGAACACGCUGCUGAGGAGAAUGCUGUCACCAGAAAGUCUCCGCGAGGACUUUGUCUUCGCCGAAGCGCCGCUAUACCGCAUCCCCGACGCCGAGACCCUGGACGGCCACCUAGAGUUCAUCGAGAGCUUGCCGGUCCACGAUCCCCCGAGAGUGAAAGACAGGGAAGCUAAGGAGCUCCUUGCGUCGCUGUGCUCGGCUUAUAUGCGGGCGGGCUUGCGCGCGGCGCCUGGCACGAGCUACGUGGCCGCCUCGGGGGCAGAAACUGUCGCCGAACUGGUCUGUCGACUUCCUCCGCUGCUGGAGCGCCCGCCGACGCACGGGCCAGGCUUUGAAAGCAGCCGACUCGGCGCGACGAAGGUCGAUUUGUCGCCUCUGUCCGUGUUCCUAUCUCACGAGAUCGCGAAGUUCAAUGCGCUGCUCACGCACGUUCGAGCCUCGCUCGUCGAGCUUCAACAGGCUUUGAGCGGGAGCGUGCUCAUGUCCGCCGCGAUGGAGGAGACGCACCAGGCACUUCUAGAGCAACGCGUGCCGCCGGCGUGGACGGCUGUCGCCUUCGCCUCCACGAAACUCCUCGCCGCGUGGGUCGGAGACCUCUCUCAACGGGUGGCGCACCUGCGAGACUGGGCGACGCGCGGUCCGCCCAAGUCGUUCUGGAUUUCCGCUUUCUUUAGGCCAGAGGCACUCUUCGCGGCGGCGAUUCAGACCCACGCCCGCCAGCACAAGGUGCCGAUGGCCAGCCUCGCUCUGAAGGCACUCGUCGCGAACGAGAGGGCGCCGUACCAGUUGGCAGGCCCGCCGCCGAGAGGAAUUUACAUCCACGGACUUUUUCUACAGGGCGCUGGAUGGGACGCUUCAGAGCAACUGCUAUGCGAGGCGGAGCCAGGGGUCUCCGUGGCUCCUAUGCCUGUCAUUUUACUCGAGCCCGUUGCGGCUACCGACGAGGAACCGCCGCCAGCAGAACGCUUCUAUUAUGCGUGCCCUCUCUACAAGACGCUGGAGCGAAAGGGAACAGGAAACUAUGUUGACUUUUUGGAUCUACAAACAGAUCUUUCUCCAGAGCACUGGAUCCUCAGAGGUGUUGCCCUGUUGUGCCAAGACGACAGCCCGUGA
Besnoitia besnoiti is the source of this 15282-nucleotide messenger RNA. RefSeq lists its product as uncharacterized. Bases 1 to 15282 code for a protein of 5093 amino acids. Gene Ontology annotation, biological process: microtubule-based movement. The transcript has 38 exons. Gene Ontology annotation, cellular component: dynein complex. The record is from RefSeq and is a predicted model, not a curated record. Lineage: Eukaryota; Apicomplexa; Conoidasida; Eucoccidiorida; Sarcocystidae. Gene Ontology annotation, molecular function: dynein intermediate chain binding; minus-end-directed microtubule motor activity; dynein light intermediate chain binding.